AUGUCAGAAACAUUUCGUAGUUGGAUAAAAAAAGACUGGGCUACUGGAAAUAUUUCCAACAUAAUAGUGGGUGUUUCCGCCUUGCUCAUUGUAGCAACAAGACUAACAAGAUAUGUUUCGCAACGUGAAAAAGAAAAAUCAUAUAUUGAUUCUUUAGAAUCGCAAGCGAAUAAAUUGCCAAUAGUAUCAUUAUUACGAUCAGAUCCAACGUUCGAAGAAGUAAGAGGUCCAUAUGAUCAUGUAGCACCUGAACGUAGAUCGAAUCAUUUUACAGCCGGCACUUUACAGGGGAAGGGAAAAUUUGCAAUUAGUCAUAUUGUCUUUGUUUCAGCAGAAAAGAUGGAAUUAGUGGUUAUUUCCCAUAUUGGUUCUGAUAUGUGUGGUCAUGAAGGAAUUGUUCAUGGUGGAUUGAUAUCAACUUUCAUGGACGAAUUAUUUGCAAGGACUGUAAUUCCUUUUCUCCCUAAUAAAAAUGGAGCAACAGCUUAUCUACACAUAAACUUUCGUAAACCAUUAGGGGCAAAUCAGUUUGUAGUGGCAAAAUGCAAAGUUACAAAACUUGAAGGCAGAAAGGGUUUUGUUGAGGGAACUUUAGAAACUUUAGAAGGGCAAACGGUUGCUGACGGAAAUGCAUUGUUUCUCAGUUUAAAGAAGCUAGCUAUUCAGAAGUGA
Molecule: messenger RNA, 672 nt
Organism: Racocetra persica
Lineage: Eukaryota; Fungi; Glomeromycota; Glomeromycetes; Diversisporales; Gigasporaceae
Source: the annotation of a GenBank genome assembly